This is a messenger RNA of Drechmeria coniospora, 813 nucleotides long. RefSeq lists its product as uncharacterized. Gene Ontology annotation, cellular component: cytosol; HAUS complex. The transcript has a single exon. NCBI's taxonomy places the organism in Eukaryota, Fungi, Ascomycota, Sordariomycetes, Hypocreales, Ophiocordycipitaceae. Gene Ontology annotation, biological process: spindle assembly. Bases 1 to 813 code for a protein of 270 amino acids. The record is from RefSeq and is a predicted model, not a curated record.
AUGGCUCACCAUCGACAUUUGCUUCAGCAUGAUUCCAUCUCUGGCGACGCCAUCUUCUCGCCUACUGUCGCCCGCCUUGCCGCCUCCAAUGCCCGUGAUUGGUCUCACAUCGAUUCCUGGAUCGCCUCCAAGUUCCCUCCUGGAACCACCUUGCCCCCCUUCGAACGGAAUCGCGACACUCUCGAGGCACUCUUGGCUCUUGUGUCCGCCAACGAGGCUGCCGAUGAGGAAAAUCGAAUGCUCCUUCAAGCCGAGAUCGCGGCCCUCGAGGAAGUUAAGAGCGCACAUGCUGCGGUAUCGAUGCAUACCUCGCCGAGACAGCACAUCCUCACCAUGAUACAAGAUGAGCUUUCGGAGGAGGGAAAGAUGUCUCUCGACUCCCUCGCCAGGACGGUCGUGCAAACGGAAGCCACCCAUCUGGAUCCUUGUGAGCUGGGGAGCGCCAUCGUGGCCUUGCAGAGCUCCAUCUGUGAAGUCGAACAGAUGACCGACCGCGUCGAUUCCCUCCAACGCCUUUUCCACCGUGAGUCGGAGCAGGCUACGCAGCUCCUCCGCGCUCUAGAGGGCGAUGACUACGCGCCGCCCGCCGACCUGGCAACGGUAAACCUGAACCUGCAGCGCAGAAUCAAGUCAAUGUCUACGAAACACCCAGCCGCUGCCACCACCACUGUCGCCUCCGUUGCUGCCGUUGGCCACCCUACCGUCAAGGAUAUUGCGAUCGAGGAGCAGCAUGUCCACGCUUUGCUUGACCGGAAGAGGAUCUUGGAGACGGAGAUGGCCAGAUUUGCCCAUUUUGCCAGCGAUUCCCGAUAG